Messenger RNA from Aphis gossypii (cotton aphid), 1374 nucleotides. RefSeq lists its product as uncharacterized. Bases 373 to 1374 code for a protein of 333 amino acids. Lineage: Eukaryota; Metazoa; Arthropoda; Insecta; Hemiptera; Aphididae. The transcript is spliced from 6 exons. The record is from RefSeq and is a predicted model, not a curated record.
GAUACUCCUUCUGAUACUGAAAUCUCCUUCACAUCUUCCAAUAAUCAGCAAACACUUAAUGUAUCAAAUUCAAAUGCAAUUAACAAUCAGCACCCAAAUUUGAAUCUAAUACAUCAAUCUUCUGAAUCGGUACAAAGUCUAGUACUCAACUAUUUGAACAAUUCAAAUGAAGGAAAAGGUAUUUUGUUUAAAUAUAGAGAAAGUGGAGUAUUAGAUAACUUGGGGAGAAGAAAAUUAUGUAAUUUAAUUGUCAGAAAAGAACUCGAAAAUGAACCAGAUAAAAUUGUAACCAGCCAAAAGCUUUUAUUGUUGUCUCAAGAAAUCACUUCUAUUUUUCCUAAGGAACAUAUUAGUACCUACUUUAUUCCAUAUAUGAGCUAUGGACCUACAAUCAAAAAAGCUGCAAAAGGAAAAUUGUUGGAUUGCUUCAAUAACCGCCGAAGAGAAUUUAAGAAAGCUGGUGUCAUAACACAUCAUUCAAGAGGGACCACAACUAUUAAACCAAAUUUUCUGAACCUAAAUACAUCAGUGAAUUCUGAUAUAGAAGAUGUUGAAGAACCCAUUAAAUGGUUGAAUAACUCAUCUGAUCCGUGGGAUUUAGUUGAAAAGUAUUGGGAUAUUACCAAAAGCUAUAGAAUAAAAAAUGUAUUAAAUUCUGAAACCCAAACAGUCAGUCAAUAUAUGAAUGAGUUCCCAGCAUUAAAAAAACCAGUUGGUUAUAAACUUUUACUUGAAGACUUUAAUUUUUUGUAUCCUGAAAAAACACAAACCUUAUUUGAGAAUAUUCCCAUUUAUAAAGACAGAAUUUUAGAACAUGCCAAAAGUAUUUCUACAAAUCUUAGAGAUCCAACGCUCAAAAGCUUAUUGAAUGAAUACUUAGAUCAAGCUCAAGAAGACGAAGAAUCUUCUUUGGUGGCAGUAUUCUUGGUUCUCCCAUUUUUAUUUUCCCCUGUUACUAUUAAAAAGAAAAAGGGAAAAGGUAAUUGGAGACCUUCAAAAAGUGAAAUGCGAGAUGGUUUCAUACUCCAUUUAAGAUCACAUGCAGAGUUACAAGAAUCUAUUACAAGAAGAAAACAAAAGUAUGAACAAUUAGCUUUUACAUUGCAACCUUUGAUUAUUAUCAUAGGACCAACAAUAAGUGAUAUUGCUCAGUAUUUUAUCUUGGUUGAUGAUACAUAUUAUCUUGUAAACUCUAUUAUUACUGCUGUUGACUGCUGUUUCAAAAUUAUCCAUGCCCUUCAUGCAGAGUAUCCUGUUGAAAGUAAGCCAGUUUGGUAUUUUAUUCAAAAAGGUUGCUAUAAGUUAAAAACUUCUUGGGAUACAGAAUAUGUGACAGUAAAUUCAUUAAUAAGUGAUCUAGAUAUUUCAAUUUAA